This is a messenger RNA of Rotaria sp. Silwood2, 981 nucleotides long. Lineage: Eukaryota; Metazoa; Rotifera; Eurotatoria; Philodinida; Philodinidae. The record is from the annotation of a GenBank genome assembly.
AUGUCGAGUAUUAAUACAACAGUUAUAACAACAACUGGUCCAUCACGAGAUGCUUUGAUUGUCGGCUACUAUUCAUUAACUUUGAUUAUCGUUGGCACCUUAUUCAAUAUUAUAACGUUGUUUAUUCUCUGUCGAUCAAAAUUUAAAAGUGCUAGAGCAAGACCAACACUUCAUUAUAUGCGUACAAUGGCUAUAUUUGAUAUCCUAAUGUUAUAUGGAUGGAAUCUCGAUCAUUAUCUCAAAAACAUAUAUCAAAUUCGUAUAGUAACCUCUUCUUUAAUAUCCUGCAAAAUUAUUUCUUUUCUCAGUUUUUUCGCACCUCAAUCAUCAGCUUGGCUCCGUGUCUUUGUUUGCUUGGAUCGAUAUUUAUCAUUAAGUCGUCUUCAUCGAACAUGGUUUGGUCAAUCUAAAAAUGUUCUUAUCAUAAUUGCAUGCAUUCUAUGCAUCCUUCUUCUUCUCAACUUUCAUUUUUUCCUUUUCGUUUGUUACUAUAAAGCAAAUGGUACGAUCACCGUUUAUUCUUGGUUAUAUAGUGUUUAUCCACUAUGGGAUAAUGUUAAUUUUGCAGUGUAUAAUUGUGCACCGUUUAUAUUCAUGGUUAUAUUCAAUAGUGGUGUAAUUCAUCAUUUAAUUCGUCUUAGACGUACUACAACCAUUCGAAACUCUCAAAUUCAACAUCGAUCUAUUUCAAUUACACUGGUUAUUACAACAUUUCUCUUCUUAGUUAUGACUGUACCGUCAAACGUAGCUUUUUCAUUUUUUCCCUCAUCAGACAAUACUCUUUUGUGGCUCUUCGAUUGCCUCGUUUACUCCUAUCAUGCAUUAUCUUUUCCACUGUAUAUGAUUACAUUUGAUGAAUUUCGAGAAAAUUUUUUCGAAAUGAUUCCAUGUAAGAGAAACAAUCGAAGAGUUGCACCGCUAACACGAACUGGUACUAUACCGCCGACAUUCGCUAUAACAAAAACUAUGACCAAUACUUGA